Linum trigynum is the source of this 3655-nucleotide messenger RNA. Lineage: Eukaryota; Viridiplantae; Streptophyta; Magnoliopsida; Malpighiales; Linaceae. The record is from the annotation of a GenBank genome assembly.
CGAAUGGCCGUUUCUCCUCGCGGUCUUGGAUAAAAUGGGGUUUAAUUCCACCUGGCGAGGAUGGAUUCAGGAGUGUCUGCGAUCAGCCUCUUUUUCAGUUCUCAUGAAUGGUACUCCGGCUGGGUUCUUUGCCCCUUCUCGGGGGCUGAGGCAGGGAGAUCCACUUUCCCCACUGCUGUUUGUCAUUUGCACAGAGGGGUUUGCAGCUCUCCUUCGUAAGGCAAUUUCGGAAAAGAGAUUAGAAGGGGUGAAGGUCGCUCCCCGCUCUCCCCGCAUUUCGCAUUUGUUCUUUGCUGACGACUCCUAUCUGUUCCUGCGGGGAUCUCUCCAAGAAUGUGAAAACCUGAUUGAGGUCUUGAACGAAUAUGAGGAGUUAAGCGGCCAAAAAGUGAAUCUGGCUAAGUCAGCAGUUUGCUUUAGCAAGAAUAUUGCGAUGCCAGACCAGGAGUUCUUGGCACAGGUUUUAGGAGUAGGGGCAGUGGGGGUGCAUGAUAAGUAUUUAGGAUUGCCAACUUUAAUUGCUCGAUCCAAAAUGGCAACAUUUCGAUACCUGGAGGACAAAUUGUUGGAGAGGUUGCAGGGAUGGAAGCAGAGAACGCUCUCUUGGGCUGCUAAGGAGACUUUGAUUAAAGCAGUGGCAAUGGCUUUGCCGUUACAUGUGCUGUCCUGUUUUAAGAUGCCGUUGGGCCUUUGUAGGCUGCUGGAUAAGCAUGUGGCCCGUUUUUGGUGGGGUAUGAAUGAGGGGAUGCCAAAGAUCCAUUGGAUGUCUUGGAGGAACCUCUGUCGAAGUAAGCAUGAGGGUGGAAUGGGGUUUCGCCGGUUUGAGCAGUUUAAUCAGGCCCUCCUGGCAAAAAUUGGAUGGCGUAUUCUGAUGGAUCCCCAGUCCCUUUUGGCCAGGGUUUAUAAAGGAAAGUAUUUCCCGCAUGGUACGUUCCUUGAGGCCAAAGCUCGGUCGCGUCCCUCGUGGGGUUGGGUGAGUAUCCUCCAUGGACGAGAGCUCUUGAUAGCAGGCGUGCGAUGGCAAGUCGGGAAUGGCCAGACCGCGCCGCUGCUGCAUUCCAACUGGAUACCGGGGUUACAUCCUGACAUUCCUGUUUUUAACCCUAGGGUGUUGCCAGUAGAUCGGGAGCUGAAAGUAGCGGAGGUCAUGUGUCAAGGAGGUGGAGGGUGGUGUGUGGAGAGCUUACAUCAAUGGUUUGAUCCGGCGACUUGCAAGGCUAUUCGUGCUAUCCCUCUCCCAGCCCAGGGGGUGGAGGAUAAACUGGUUUGGCAUGGCACGUCGGAUGGGAUUUUCACGGUGAAGUCUGCAUAUCACCUUGCUGUCACUCUUGACAAACGGGGGGGACGGUGGAGGGAUAUGGUUAGCUGGAUGGAUAAAAGUAGUUGGAUCCGUUUGUGGGAUGCGAAUAUUCCGCCUAAGCUGAAGAUUUUUGCGUGGCAAAUUUUUAAUCGCAUUCUCCCUACGAUGGAGGCCCUGGUUGAGAAGAAGGUGACGGUUAUGCCACGUUGCCCAGUUUGCUGGGAUGAGCUUGAGUCCUUGGAGCAUCUGUUCCUUUAUUGUCCGGUGGCUCGAGCUAUGUGGGAUUAUUCUGGGAUGGAGUUUUUGGGCGAGGGACUUCCGAGGCAGACCUUUCCUCUCUUCCUCAAGCGGUUAUUGGCCUUGAUCCAUCAACCUUCACAGUUCAUGGCUGUGAUUGCAGUCCUGUGGAGGAUUUGGAAAUCCCAGAAUUGGGUAUCUUUUUCUCUUGAUUAAUAUAUAUCUUUUGUUAAAAUAAAAAAAAAAAGCAGAAUUGCAUUUUCAUUAUCAUUUUCAAACCAGGGUUUGGAUGGUACAGGGCCGGUACUGUAAUUUUGAAGGCCUUUUUGGAUACAAAAUGUGGCCCAAACAUUUUUUCAAAUAAAUUUAAUACAAUGAAGAAAUAUAUAGAAUGAUGAGACCCAUAAAAGCACAAAAUGUAAGGCCUCCUUGGUGCUUUAGUUUGUGUGUGUUUUUUUCCUACUAAUUAACUUAUUUUGGUCCUUAAAAUUCAAAAAGAAUAAGUGAUGUAUUAGUCUACAAGAUACGUAAAGGCAAAAUAUGGGUUGGAAUUCUCCAAUUUCAAAUUUCGUGGUCUGAGAGUGAUUCUAGGAAGGUCAUUUUUUUCAUUGCACCCAGUUCAUGUUUAUAUAUUAAAAAUGUUAUCGUUGGAGUUCGAACCUUGGUCACUUAAAUGACAAAACAACAUUAUAACCAUUAACCAACUAGGCUACAUUUUAUUUAUUGGUGUUUCUUUGAUUAAACUCUAGGAAUAUGUUUGGUGAUGAUGCUUCUAUAUUUCUAUUUUAUCUUAAGUUAUUUAUAUUUCUACAUAAUAUAUAAAGGCAAAACAUGGGUUGGAUUUUCAGGGAUUUGAAUUCCGGGCUUGUGAGGGUUUCACGGAAGGGUAGUUUGACAACUUACCUGUCAUUUUAGGUCAUUCGUUUUUUGCUAUCAAUCCGCAAAGUGCCCUUUCAAAUCAUUCAAUUUCAUAUAUAUAAUCUACAAGAUACAUAAAGGCAAAACAUGGGUUGGAAUUCUCCCAUUUCAAAUUUCGUGGCCUGAGAGCGAUUCGAGGAAGCUCAUUUUUGUCAUUGCACCCAGUUCAUGUUUAUAUAUUAAAAAUGUUAUCGUUGGAGUUCAAACCUUGGUCACUUAAAUGACGAAACAACAUUAUAACCAACUAGGCUACAUUUUAUUUAUUGUUGUUUCUUUUAUUAAACUCUAGGAAUAUGUUUGGUGAUGAUGCUUCUAUAAUUUUAUUUUAUCUUAACUUAUUUAUAUUUCUACAUAAUAUAUAAAGGCAAAAUAUGGGUUGGAUUUUCACGGAUUUGAAUUCCCAGACCUGUGAGGGUUUCAUGGAAGGGUAGUUUGACAACUUACCUGUCAUUUUAGGUCAUUCAUUUUUUGCUAUCAAUCUGCAAUGUGCCCUUUCAAAUCAUUCAAUUUCAUAUCUAUAACAUGUGUCGUCAUCAACAAAUAUGAUAAAUAUUGGAAAACAUUUUCAUUGAUGUGUUGGACUAUAUCACAUAUCAAUUAUAAAUUCUUUAUUUGUAAACAUGUAUAUCACUAUCAGUUCCAUAUAUUUUAUAUUUACACGCAUUAUAAGUAGUAACAACACAUAAAAAAUGCAUAACAAUCUUCACUAUUUACACACAUUAUAAGUGGUUAUAACACAUACAACAUACAUAAUAAUCAAACUCCCCAGCCAACAGGCGGGACAUGGUGCUAGGGAUUCUCAGAUUAGUGAGGAUGAAGAGAUAGGAUUAGAAGGAAUCACUCGAUACCCUGAGGAAGAUGAAGUGGAACUUUUGAGAAUCUGAGAUAGGAUUAGAAACCAGAAGGGAGUCGAUCGAUUGUUGGUGAAGGACAGAUACAAGCUUUAGCUUUGGUUCCACUUCCUUGCCAUUCAAUCUGGUGGCCCAGUAUUUGCCAUUCUUUUGUGGGCUGGAAAUCAAUCAGACUGUUGGAUUGAUGGCCAAACAUUUAUUUCCUAUUACUUUUUUUUUACGUUCAUUUCAUAUAACAUUUUUUCAACACAUUUUAUUACUUUCAUCUCAUAUAAUAUUUUUAUUAUUGUUUGUAAAAUUACAAAUCAAUUCUUUUAAUUUAUCUUCAUAAUAAACAUUAAGCUGCUCU